Danio aesculapii is the source of this 1767-nucleotide messenger RNA. It is a transcript of the gene lmod2a, whose product is annotated as leiomodin 2 (cardiac) a. Gene Ontology annotation, biological process: muscle contraction; myofibril assembly; pointed-end actin filament capping. The transcript is spliced from 2 exons. The record is from RefSeq and is a predicted model, not a curated record. Gene Ontology annotation, molecular function: tropomyosin binding; actin binding. Lineage: Eukaryota; Metazoa; Chordata; Actinopteri; Cypriniformes; Danionidae. Gene Ontology annotation, cellular component: myofibril; striated muscle thin filament. Bases 1 to 1404 code for a protein of 467 amino acids.
AUGAGCACCUCCGGGUAUAGAAAAGGGCUUGGCAAGUAUGAAGAGAUUGAUGAAGAUGAACUUUUGGCCUCACUUACCAGCGAGGAGCUCCAGGAGCUAGAGAAAGUAAUGGCUGAAAUGGAACCUGAUGAGAACAUACCCAUUGGGCUACGGCAAGAAGACCAGACAACCAAAAAGUCAAAGGGAACAUUUUGCAGAGAAUCAUUGCUGAAGUACUGGGAGGACGAGACUGAAAGAUUGCUAAAGGACAGCAUGGAUGAGUGCCAGACAGAUAAGUGCGAAGAGGAAUGUGCCAGUGAAGAGCCGGAGGAUAAUAAAGAGAAGGGAGAGCAACAAAAGGGGGAUGACAGGGUGAAGCAAGCUAGGUCAAACAAAUGGAAUUCUGUGGAGCUAUCACGAUUAGAUAGCAAGAGCGCUCUGAAAUAUAAUGAUGCCUCCCACUAUUCUGCUACACUGGACCGGCCAAGUUGUAACCCCACUGAUAUCGAUAAGACCUUAGAGCACAUAUUGAGCAAUGCCACUUCCUUGAGUGAAGUCAACCUUAACAAUGUUGAAAACAUAUCCCAAGGUGUUUUGGUGAGCUUUGCUGAUGCCUUAACCUCUAACACUCAUGUUGAGGUUUUCAACCUUGCCAACACCCAUGCAGAUGAUCAAGUAGCUUUGGCCUUGGCCAAAAUGCUGAAGACGAACUGUAGCAUUACCAUACUUAAUGUUGAGUCCAACUUCAUUUCAGGCAAAGGUAUCUUGGCUUUGAUUAAGUCACUUCAGUAUAACAACACACUGAUUGAGCUCCGAUUCCACAACCAGCGACACAUCUGUGGAGGCCAAGUGGAGAUGGAAAUGGUGAAACUGCUAAAGGACAACACCACCCUACUGAAAUUAGGAUACCAUUUUGAGUUAGCUGGCCCAAGGAUGAGUGCAACUGGUAUAUUAACCCGCAAUCAGGACCGCCACAGGCAAAAGCGGCUCCAAGAAAGAAGAGAAAAAGACAAAAGUGAAGAACAAAUAAAGUCAUGGGAUACUGUGGACAAUUUGCAGUCAUUUCAAUUUCAGAUUUCAACAGACAAGCACACAACCCAAGGGAACAAGCACUUGGUCUCUUCUCAUUUGCCACAACCACCUCAUAAUCAACCAAAUGGUGUGAUGAAUGUGCCAACGAGGCAAAUAGCUGAAAUGGUCAAGCAACGAAAAGAAACAGAAAAUGUGGGUCGAAUCCAGGCUAAUUCAAAUAAAAAGCACAAUCUCACUGGGGACAAGCAUGGCAAGAAAUAUCUUCAUAAUGAUAAACUAGAACAUUCAAAGAGAAAGGAUGACCUAAAUUGUCCGGAGGGGUCAACCCGUGAUGAUCUACUGGCAGCAAUUCGUGGCAGCAACAUUGGUUCACUACGAAGGGUAAAAAGUUGAGCAUUUGGCCAGGACAUCACAAGCAGCCAAGGAAAACAAAACAGUGCCCAAGAUUGUAACUCGCUCAAAACGACAAGAUUGGAACUUCCAAACUAACAUUCUGGUGAACACCAACCCUGCCAAAACAGGCCUCUUGAGAAACUUUAAGCAAUAAUUACCUAUUUCAUACCAAGAAUUGGAGGAUUCAUUCAGUGUUUGUGUUCUGACUGAGGGCAUUCCAGUUAGCAUGAACUCAUUACCCACACAGUGGAAAACAUUUAUAUUCUAGUACGAAUUUAAUAUGUAGAUAUUUCUGUUUUGAUGCACUAACUAGGUCUCUUAGUUUUAAUCUACAUGCCAAUCUGUUUAAAAAAUAAUAUUUUA